Messenger RNA from Melospiza melodia melodia, 2971 nucleotides. RefSeq names its product SUMO interacting motifs containing 1 (gene SIMC1). Bases 607 to 2427 code for a protein of 606 amino acids. Lineage: Eukaryota; Metazoa; Chordata; Aves; Passeriformes; Passerellidae. The record is from RefSeq and is a predicted model, not a curated record. Gene Ontology annotation, molecular function: SUMO polymer binding. The transcript is spliced from 10 exons.
CCCUCCGCAGCUCCUCUUGCGUCCCGCAGCCCGCUGGGCUUUGCCCUCUGCUUGGGGAGGCAGCAGGUUUGAGCCGGGGGAGGAAAGUGGAUUUAAAGUCUCUGCUUUGAGGUGCUGAGGGAGAUUUUUUUUCCCCAAGAGCAAAGAGGCUGUGACCCCUCCUGGGCCUGCCAAAAGCUUGGGAAGUGCAGUGUGUGGUCUGCUGCUGGUGCAGGCACAGCUGCCUCCCUUGCUGCCCCUCGGAGCCUGCAUUGCCCAGCGAGGCCCAGAUAGGAGUCCCCAAAGUGUCAGGGUUGCUGUAGCUCCGAUUGGUGCCACAGAUCAAAAGGCAGCUUUGUUUCCUGCCACUCCUGUCCUCCAGAGCAGGUGAUGUGACACAGAAGAGGUGGCAGGGUUUGGAUCCUGUGCUGUUCCUGCCAGCACCUGGGUACAGGAGAACUCCCUGUGCUUCCAUUGCCCUCCCUGGGCAUGGCAGCAGGACUGGCAUUUCCUGUCGUGGGAAGGAGCUGAACAGGCAGCCAGGAGAUCAUUGACCUGACCUGUGAGGAUGCAAACUCAGACCCAACAGCGUCGAGCAGCCUCGCCAUCAUCGACCUGACUGAGGACAUGUGCAGCCUUCUCCAUUCCACCCUUGGGGCUGCUCAGAACUCCAGAAAUGCUGCCCCAGCAGCACACACGUCCCAUGCCCAACUCUGCCCCACUGCAGAAAAAGAAACACAGGCAGUGCCAGAGCCAAGCCCUGCACCAGCAUCACACAGCACUUCUGAGAAGCUCAGCUCCACCGUGGUCACAGCAGAAACCAUGGAGAACUGCAGCUGCCCUUCUCCUGUCUCUAGGCACCACAGCUGGAGCCUGGAGCAGGAUUACAGCACUACUGCCUUUAACAGCAGCUUGGACUCAGAGUCAGACUCAGACUGCAGGUCCCCAUCUCCCCCCAGCCUGGACAGCAACAGCAGCAUGGGAGCUGAUGGCCCAGAGGAGGAUCCUCCCCAGCCCUGCCUGGAAAGGAACCUCCCCCCAAGGCUGAGUCCUGCCCCAACCAUUCCUGUAACACCAGGAAAGCCCCAAAGGUCUUUGCCAGAAGGAAGUGACUUCCCAGCACACCAACCAAUGCAGCAAGCCACCCCAGCCAGGACUGAUGCUGACAGCAAGGCCUUGCUGGAUAAACUGCACAACUUCCGCAGGAGUGGAGUCCAGCACCUCUUCCUCCAAGGCAUCACACCCAACAGGGACACACAGAAGCAGAAACCUGGGCUCAUCCCCAGGGGGAAGCUGAGCAUGGUGCACACCACCAUGGAGGAGAACAUCCUGGAGGGCACCUUGUGUUUCCUGAAUGAGUUUGUCUCCUGCCAGCACCGUCCCCCCAAAGAUAUCAUCUGCCACCUCAUCAAACAGAUGCUGUUGGACACCCACGAAGGGGAGGUCCUCAAUGACAUCUACGCAGUGCUGAUGAAGAUCCAAAUGCUCCAUCCAGCCAACAUCACCACGGUGGGAUGGGACUGGACACUGGUGAAAUUCAUCAUGGAGCAGCAGGAGAAGCCCCCUGGCUGGCUCCUCUUCCUGCAGUACGUGGUACAGACCCUGGAGGAUGACUUCCAGCACAAUCUGAAGUCAUACCAGCUGCAGAAGUCAAUUGCCAAGAAAGUGCUUUCAUGUGACUUGUGCUUCAACAAUGUCAAGGAAGUGGUCAAUUGGUUGGUGGCAGCAGUUACAGGAAUUGGGUUCUCCCAGCCCCAGGAACAGCUGCAAGAAGCCAGGGCUGAACACAGCUCAUCUUCACCAAGGCUGGCCAGCACUCAGACAGACCAGGCCCAGACUGCUUUCUUUGCCCAAAAGACAAUGCUCCUGCUCCAGAGGAUGUUGGCCAUGGCAGUGGAGGUGGACAGAUCUCCCACCUGCAGCUCCCGCAAGAUUGCAGACGACAUCUUCCCCUUCAUACUGAAUAUCCCCCUGAGGAGCCAAAGGGAAGCUUUACUGAACACCAUGGAGAGCCAGCUCCUGCGCUGCAGACUGCUGGAGCUGCUAUUCCAGCAUAGCUGUGACGUGCCCACAACUGCAUCCAUGUCUCUGGACAAGGUCCUGUAUUUCCUGAGCCACUCCUCUGUGCUGCCACAAUUCCAGGAUGAAACAGCAACGUGGCAAAGGUGGGAUGAGAUGCUGCAGUACUUGAGUUUGCUGCUGCUGAGUUACCACAGUGUAAAACUGGAGCACCUGCGGACCUCUGUCAGCGACCGGAUGAAACUGAUUGCUCAGAGAGCCAAGGCCAGGCUCCAGGACAGUGAUGACAUCAGCCAGCUGGACAUUCAGCUGAAGAUGAAUGACUUCAUCAGCAGAAUGCAGAAGACCCUGGGGGAGCCUUUUCCCCCACAAAUUCAGGAGAAAUUGUUCAUGCUGCAGGAGUUGUUCUUCAUUGUCACUGCUGCCUGAUGGAGACUACCACUGCAGCAAGGGGGACAAAACUUCAUGUUCUCCCCCCCAUAUAAACCCCCACAUCUCAUACUGCAACCUCAGCAUCAUGAGGUUGGUUUAUACAGUUCUUUUGAAAGACUUUUGGUUUAUAUUGUCUCCAAAUUUCCAUUCAAGUUUGCCUUGUUUGCAGUUUUGCAAAGCACUUUGUACACUUUAAAAAAGUGAGUUUUUUCAUGUGUGCUAAGACAUUUUGUCUUAAUGCCAGCACUGAAAGUAUUUGCCCCAACAAAUCCAGGAGAAAUUGUUCAAGCUGCAGUUGUUCUUCACAGUCACUGCUGCCUGAUGGAGACAACCACUGCAGCAAGGGGGCAAAACUUCAUGUUCUCAAUAUAAACUCCCCCAUCUCAUACUGCAAUCUCAGUAUCAGGGAGGUUGGUUUAUACAGUUCUUUUGAAAGAUGUUUGGUUUACAUUAUUUCAGAAUUUCCGUUCAAGUUUACCUCAUGCAAUUUUACAAAGCACUUUGUAAAUUUAAAAAAAUAAAUUCUUUUCAUGUUUGCUAA